AUGUUAGGUGGAUCUGUAGGUAAUAGUAAUAGUGGAGGAAUAGUGGGGACCAACUUACUGGCCAAUUACUUCUUAUUGAAGACCGAGAAUAUAGAACCAUUAGUCGAACUAACACACCAGUUGAACCAACAAGUACAACAGAAUGAGAAGAGGUUAAGUCAAUUGAACUACGUGAUAGACCAUAAGUUGAAGUUUCCAACUGUCGGUAAAGAUGAUGGUAAAAAUAGCGAGGGAAUAAUAUCAAAAGAAGAAGCUCAGGUAGAGAACGAUAGCACGGGAGAUUCUAACGUUGAUACUUUGCGAUACUUAUUAGUUAAGAAGUACCACUUACCACAGGAUACAGAGAAUGAAAACGGAAACGAAAAUGAAAAUGAAAAUGAAAAUGUAAACGGAGACGAUAAAAGUAUAAACAUUAGCAAAUUAGACCGUAUACGACAAUUAGCACGAGAUAACGAAUAUCUAAACGAACUAUUAAGACAAAAGAAACAACUGAACCAGGAAUUGGCUCGAGUAAUUCAAGACUAUGAAAAGUUCAUAAUAGAUAUUAUCCUUCCUAAACUUCGGCAAGAAAAGUUAAUUAAAUCAUCCUCUGGAGAUGUUUCAAUAAAGAAAAUGAUGGAUGAGAAAUUUUCUAAAAUUGAUAUAAUCUAUAAACGGUACAAUGGUAUAAUAAUGAAGCUCGUAUCGAUAAAUAACGUAUUAAAUGAUUUAAUUUCAGUAUUAAAUCAUCAGGACAAUCACACUCAUUUCAUAAGUUAUCAAUUAGAAGUGUUGAAAAGUCUCAAGAGAGAUAUAAGUCAAUUUCAGUAUGCACCGGAAUAA
Scheffersomyces amazonensis is the source of this 822-nucleotide messenger RNA. RefSeq lists its product as uncharacterized. The record is from RefSeq and is a predicted model, not a curated record. Lineage: Eukaryota; Fungi; Ascomycota; Pichiomycetes; Serinales; Debaryomycetaceae. Bases 1 to 822 code for a protein of 273 amino acids. The transcript has a single exon.